Lasiodiplodia theobromae is the source of this 1242-nucleotide messenger RNA. RefSeq names its product Ribonuclease h. Lineage: Eukaryota; Fungi; Ascomycota; Dothideomycetes; Botryosphaeriales; Botryosphaeriaceae. The coding region runs from base 1 to 1242 and encodes 413 amino acids. The transcript has a single exon. The record is from RefSeq and is a predicted model, not a curated record. Gene Ontology annotation, molecular function: nucleic acid binding; RNA-DNA hybrid ribonuclease activity.
AUGGUCCACCACGCCCACAAAACCUGCACCGACUGGUCCUCGACCCGCCUCUACGACCCCUAUCCCACGCUCGCUCUGAAGUCCUACCCGACGCUCUCGACGGCCUCGCCCUCCAUCUCGGUCUGCUCCAGCGCCGCUUCCUCCACCACCCUGACCCCCACCCCUUCCACCACGCCCCCGCAACCCAAGUCCUUCCUCCUCACCGACGACGACCACAUCGGUGGCGGCGGCAUCCUCUCGGAGUCUCCCCCUUCUUUCUCCUCGACCUCGUCCUCGCCCCCUUCGUCGCAGGCCCCGCCCCCUUCAUCAGGGGCAGGAGCAGCCUCAUCCUCCUCAAUCUGCACCCUUACGGACCUCGAGACCCUGCACGCCGGCCACGCCUUCACGCACCUGCCCUGCCCGCACGAGCGCUGCCCGGACCCGGCGUGCGCGGCGCCGGCGCUGCACACCGACGCCAUCCUCGUCUCGGUGCACGGGUCGUACUUCCGCUCUGCUAAGACCGGCGCACCCAUGGCGGCGGCGGCCGUGUGGUUCGCCGAGGGGUCGCCGUUGAAUAAGGUGGUGCGGUUGGAUGAGGAGUAUCCUGGGGGUGACCUUGGUGGUGGUGGAGAACCUGGUGGGAAUGGUGAUGGGGGGGAUGGUAAUGGUAAAGGGGGCGGAGGCGGAGGCCAUGUCAACGGUGGUAGUAGCUUUGGCGAGGUGACAAGGCAGCGGGUGGAGCUGCUGGCGGGGAUACGGGCGCUGGAGCGCGUGGCGGACGUGGUGCGCGCGUUAGAGGAGGAGGCGAGGCGGAGGCGGCGGCAGCAGCGGAAGCGCGGUGGUGGUGGUGGGGCGGCCAUGGGGAUGCCGGGGACGAGGGAUUGGUACGUUGCGGGCGUGGAGAAGAAGAAGCAGCAGAAGCAUGGAAAUGGUAUGGGACUGCGGUAUGGAGAAGACGAAGAGGAUAGGGACGACGAGGAGGAAAGGGAGAUGGAGGAUGACGAGGACGGCGCGCUGUCGCAGCUCGUGCUCAAGACGCAUUCGAAGUACUUGGUGCGCGCGGCAGUUGAGGGAUUGGCCAAGUGGAAAGCGAAUGGGUGGAUGAACAGCAGGGGGAAGGUUGUGGCGAAUGUGGAUUUGCUGUGGUAUUUGGAUAGGAGGAUCACGUGGUUGGAAUGGGUUGGCGUUGAGGUCAUGUUUCUGCUGGUGGGGAAGGAGGACAAUGAGGGCGCUAUCAAGUUGAUUGGAAAAGGUUUGGAUUGA